Molecule: messenger RNA, 1018 nt
Organism: Fulmarus glacialis (Northern fulmar)
Lineage: Eukaryota; Metazoa; Chordata; Aves; Procellariiformes; Procellariidae
Gene: TEX264
Product: testis expressed 264
Exons: 4
Coding region: 24-989 (321 amino acids)
Biological process (GO): reticulophagy; protein-DNA covalent cross-linking repair
Cellular component (GO): nucleus; replication fork; endoplasmic reticulum membrane
Source: RefSeq, a predicted model, not a curated record
GCGUGGAGCACCAAGCAUCCAUCAUGUCCGACUGGGUGCUCCUUGGGCUGAUCGCGGCGCUGGUCGUGCUGCUGCUGCUGACCGUCUUCGGUUUCGCUGUCUACUCGGGGCUCUUCACGGAGGUGGUUGUGAGCGCUGGCUCCCCGCCUGUCGGCAACAUCACGCUGGCCUACAAGUUCAGGGUGGGCCCGUAUGGCGAAUCCGGGCAGCUCUUCACGGACGGCUGCAGCAUCUCUUCAAAGCUCUGCUCCAUCGGUGUCUACUAUGACAACCCUCACACGGUGUCUCCGGAGAAGUGCCGCUUCGCCAUAGGCCGAAUCCUGAGCGAGGGAGAUGCACAGCCGUCAGAAGAGCAGAUCAAGCGGUUCCAGAAGUAUGGCUUCAAGAUCUUCUCCUUCCCUGCUCCCAGCCACGUGGUCAUGGCGACCUUCCCGUUCACUACGCCGAUGUCCAUCCAUCUAGCAGUCAACCGUGUCCACCCAGCCCUUGACACCUACAUCAAGGAGAGGAAGCUGUGCGCCCACCCCCGGAUCGAGAUCUACAAGGAGGACCGCAUCUACUUCGUGUGUCCCCUCGCCCGCCAAGGGGACUUCUACGUGCCUGAAAUGAAAGAACUGGAGAGGAAGAGCAGGGCUGCCGCAGCUGAUGCUGAGGAUGCCCAGACAGAUAUCACAGGGGUCGACACCAUGAGUGAGACAAGCUCCAUCAGCAUGGAGGUCACAACCGACAGCAGAGACACCUCGGUGGCCACCUCCAUCCUGCUGCCGUUCCCAGCCAGCCGUGGCCGGGAGGAGGGGGACAACCGCAGCGAGCACAGCUACAGCGAGUCGGGAGCCAGUGGCUCCUCCUUUGAGGAGCUGGACCUGGAGGUCACCGGGGACGGGGAGGGAGCCCCAGGCCUGCUGCCCGACGUGGGCUAUGCGGGCAAUCAGGAGGUGACAGACAAGUGGACCAAGGAGCCCAUUGCUGCUGAGAGAGGAGAAGAGUGAAGCGGAGACCUGGCUGCCUCGCCUCCCGC